AUGCCCAUUGAUUCCAAAAGCUACCCCCAAGUUUGUCCGAGAAAUAGAAAAACAUUUGAUAUUUCCCAUUACUCUUCCGUGAUUCGUCUCCUCGUCCUCCCACCCCCGUUUCCAGGGGCAUCAUCGCCUGUUGUUGCCACUAAUGCUGGUAGUACAGAUUGGUUAGGUCAUGGUCAAGAUAUUAGAGAAGAAUUUGCCAAUCAGCUUAAUGAAGGGCAUAAAGUAAUUUACCCUUGGAGAGGAAAUAGUUGUGUUGAAAGCUUAGUGCAAUUCCCUUCUACACCUCCAUUAGCCCUCAUAAGAGGCCACAAAGAUCAUUGUGAUGGAUUAUUCAAAUUUCUUUACCUCCUAAUUGUUGCUUCUUCCACACUUGAUCAAAUGAAGGUCUCUAGAGGCGUUGAAAUUGACUGA
This is a messenger RNA of Lactuca saligna, 411 nucleotides long. NCBI's taxonomy places the organism in Eukaryota, Viridiplantae, Streptophyta, Magnoliopsida, Asterales, Asteraceae. The record is from the annotation of a GenBank genome assembly.